AUGUCCACGGGACGACUCUUAGUCGAUCAAUGUGUUGAUGCAUUGAUGAAGAAAUUAACUGAAAUCAGUGAAGAAAAUACGAAAGAAUUCAAUAUCUAUUUGUUGUACAGACGUUUGACGAUGGAUGUUAUUUGUCAUUAUGCAUUCGGAUUGGAUACUGGCAUGCAAAACGCUAUUCGCAAUGAAUUUAUGAUCAAAGCAGAUGCAUGUUUUGAUCAACGUGUUGAAACACUUCUGUUGACGGAAUUAAGUUAUCUUAUGCCAUGGAUCACACCUAUUCUCGUUCUACUCACUCGUAGUCAAUUAUGGCUUGGACAGUUUUUACAUCGCAUAGCCCGGACAUUGUUUCAUAAUAUUGUUGAUUCUGUACCUACGAUGUGGCUUCAGUCAAAGGUAGAUGGUACUAUCGAUGCUCGCACAACAGCCUCGAAAACAGCGACGAGAAAUGAUUUACUUCAGUUGUUACUGGACGCUGCAGCUACUGAUGAAAGUGAUGUCGGAGAAAAUCGAUUGCAUAUCGAUGAAGUCAAAAUCAAUGUAUUUUUAUUUACGAUCGCUGAUUAUGAAACAACAUCAACAGCAAUGGCUUACUGUCCGUACAUUCUAGCAACUAAAUAUGAGGAUCAGCAAAAACUUCAAGGAGAAGUCGAUGAACUCAAAGAACGCGGUAUCAACUAUGAUUCUGUCACAAAACUAUAA
This is a messenger RNA of Adineta ricciae, 699 nucleotides long. Lineage: Eukaryota; Metazoa; Rotifera; Eurotatoria; Adinetida; Adinetidae. The record is from the annotation of a GenBank genome assembly.